CGGCAGGAUGCUGUCACGCCGGGGGCGGGCCGGGGCCGGGAUGACUCAGCCGCCGGGAGCUGCCCCUUCCGCGGCCGCCGGGGGAUCGCGGGGACUGCGCGGGGCCGUGCGGGGCGGUGGAGUGUCCCAUUCUCUCGCCAAGAUGUGGACUUCCGUGGCCAUCCUGUGUGUCCUGGCGGCCUUUGCCAAUGCUCGCAGCAUUCCUUACUACCCUCCUCUCUCCACCGACUUGGUCAACCACAUAAACAAGCUCAACACCACCUGGAAGGCAGGACACAACUUCCGCAACACUGACAUGAGCUACGUGAAGAAGCUCUGUGGUACCUUCCUGGGUGGGCCCAAGCUCCCUGAGAGGGUGGGUUUUGCUGCAGACAUGGAGCUGCCCGAUAACUUUGAUGCACGCACACAGUGGCCUAACUGUCCUACCAUCAACGAGAUAAGAGACCAGGGCUCUUGUGGCUCUUGCUGGGCUUUUGGUGCUGUAGAAGCCAUUUCGGACAGGAUCUGUGUCCACACCAACGCCAAGGUGAGCGUGGAGGUCUCAGCAGAGGACUUGCUGUCGUGCUGCGGCUUCGAGUGUGGCAUGGGGUGCAAUGGUGGUUACCCCUCCGGUGCGUGGAGAUACUGGACAGAGAGAGGCCUCGUGUCUGGAGGUCUCUACGAUUCCCAUGUGGGCUGCCGUCCCUACUCCAUCCCACCCUGUGAGCACCACGUCAACGGAUCCCGGCCACCAUGCACUGGGGAAGGGGGUGAAACCCCCAGGUGCAGCCGUCACUGUGAACCCGGCUACUCACCCUCCUACAAGGAGGACAAGCACUACGGCAUCACAUCCUACGGUGUCCCUCGCAGUGAGAACGAAAUCAUGGCUGAGAUCUACAAGAACGGCCCGGUGGAAGGAGCCUUUAUUGUCUAUGAGGACUUCCUGAUGUACAAGUCUGGUGUCUACCAGCACGUGUCUGGCGAGCAGGUUGGAGGCCACGCCAUCCGGAUCCUGGGCUGGGGGGUGGAAAACGGCACUCCUUACUGGUUGGCCGCCAACUCCUGGAACACUGACUGGGGGGACAACGGCUUCUUCAAAAUCCUCAGAGGAGAGGACCACUGCGGCAUCGAGUCCGAGAUCGUGGCGGGCAUCCCCAGGCCGGAGCAGUACUGGAAGAGGGUGUAGACCUCUUCAUCAAACCACUCAUAAUCCCAAGUCCCCCCGAUGCUUUUUAACCGAUAGCGGGCUGGGUGCAGAACCCCCCCCCAUUUCUAAGAGACUAUAGUUGAGGUUACUUUAUUAAAGCUUUUUAUCUUUUUUUUUUAAUUUUUUUUUUUAAUUGUAUGGUGGAGCUGGAGGUGGAACCACUGUCUGCAAAGCCCCUCUGCUCCUGGUGGGUCACAGCUGUUCCCUGCUCAAAGGACUGCUGGGGUGGGGGGCUCGCUGGCUGGUUAUUUGGGUAGCCUGGACCCCUUCCAGCCCAGUCUCUUUACUGGGAGGGGUGGAAAGCAGUAGCUUUGUGCUGGGGUGAGGAACUUGCUGGGGGCAGUGGAGGUGGACCCUCCUAGGAAGCUGUGGCUAGGCGUGAUUUGCCCACCCCUGGUGGGGUUGGUCUGGCCUGUUGGCACCUAAAACGGGCAGGGUAUGUUAGUGUGUGCCUUUAAUUGGUUAAAUUUAGACCUGUUAAUGAUAAAAUACUGACAAACUUGAUGUGGGGCUGGCUCUGGCCGGAGCUGCGUGGAGGCCCCUCCUGCCUGCAACAAGUCCUUUGUGCAUCGCUUGCUCCGCUCCAUCCCUUGGGCUGCUGUUUUAAACCACUCCUUCCUCAGCUUUUUUUUAUUUGUUUUUAGGGUUUGGUUGGUUUUUUUGGGGUUGUUUUUUUCUGCUGUAGUCUGGGGUUAUUGGUUUUUAGGGGAAGGGCCUGGCCAGAGCUUCAUGAGCUUUUGAUCAAAAUGGCCUCCAAGCAUCUAGGAGCACGUUAGGAAGAGCAGACCACUGGUGGCCAGGCAGCUUGGUGGGUCAUGUCUUGGCCAGGGUGCUGUGCCCAAAGCUGGUGUGAUGCUGAGCAGAGACCCAGGGAUGUUCCCUGGGGCUGCUGCCUCCCAGGAACCCACACAGAUGCUUGGAGGUAUCUCGCUAACUUGCACACAACUGAAACGUUCAGGGUGGUUUUUUUUCUGAGCCACAGGCAUUAAGGAAAAAGAAAGAAAACCUUAUUUUUGUUACUGGGGGGGAGGUGUAAUAGCUGUGUAGGAGGAAUCAUGUGAUUUGCCAACACUAAUAUAGUGAAAGAGCUUCUCUUUUUCUUUCUUUUUUAAUUUUUAAAGCACAAAGUCUAUUGCUGAGCAGAGGCUACAGGCCUGAACCGUGUGAAGCAGGCCCUCCCUUGCACUGUACAAUAACCCCUUACCUCUGCCCCCUGGGACACUGGUGGGACAGAGCUGUGGUGUGUAUGGUUGGAACAUCUGUGCCAAUAAAUGAUUUCUCCUCUGCCU
Calidris pugnax (ruff) is the source of this 2475-nucleotide messenger RNA. It is a transcript of the gene CTSB, whose product is annotated as cathepsin B. Gene Ontology annotation, cellular component: lysosome. Gene Ontology annotation, molecular function: cysteine-type endopeptidase activity. NCBI's taxonomy places the organism in Eukaryota, Metazoa, Chordata, Aves, Charadriiformes, Scolopacidae. The transcript has 10 exons. Gene Ontology annotation, biological process: regulation of catalytic activity. Bases 8 to 1165 code for a protein of 385 amino acids. The record is from RefSeq and is a predicted model, not a curated record.